This is a messenger RNA of Ciona intestinalis (vase tunicate), 1574 nucleotides long. The record is from RefSeq and is a predicted model, not a curated record. Lineage: Eukaryota; Metazoa; Chordata; Ascidiacea; Phlebobranchia; Cionidae.
AUGCGCGGCGACGACCAAGUUUUACCAAAGCUUGGAGGGGGUAAGAUGGCACACAGGUUGGGGGAAGUUGGUACGGAUGGCGCAGAUGAAGUUAAAAUCGAGCUUCUUCGUAAUUCAUCCACCGUAGAUACUCACCACUUGGAGUCAGUAGAGAGGUUAACGACUGAAUUGAACGAAACCAAACGUAAACUUGGAUUGCGCAAUCGGCAAUUACAGAAAAAGAAAAUUCAAGAUUUGGAGGGUGGGGGGAUGGAGGGGUUAAAGUUAAAGGCCGAUAAAUUAGAUGAUUUGGUGCGAGGUUUACGUACAGUGUUGCCAAGUGUUGAACCUGGAGAUAAUGUUGAUGAUAUUGUGAAACAACUGGAAACACUGCAACAUAAACAAAGUUUUGACCACACGAUGUCUCCUGUUCAUGAAAGUUCGCCGGUGAAGGGGGAAUCCCCCAUGGGGGGUGCGAUGUCACUAACGUUGCAAGCGUUGCAGGAGCAGGUUGCCGACUAUGAGUUAGAGAUUGCGCAAUACGAACAAGUUCAGCACGAUUGGGAGAUUGAAAAGGAAUCGUUGCAAAAGAUGUUGGAGAGAUAUCGAUCAGAGAUUGGGGUGGAUGCAACGAACGAUGAUAUUAAUGCUGGGGAAUCCUUGGAGUCUGUUGUGGUAACCAACGACAACAAUGGCGUUGAAACAGCGAGUGAACAACGACCCGUUGAAGCUUUGUUGGGGGAGCUGAAAGAAUCUGAGCUUCAACUUAUGGAAGAAAAAGAACAAUUGCAAACCACGAUAAAGAAUCUCGAAGAUAAAUUGAAAUCCACGGUCGUUGAAAGCAAAGGUUGGUUUAUAAUUGAAGUUGUUCAAGUGAACAAUCGUUAUGCCGAGAAAUUAAUUGCUCUUGAGCUCCAUCUAGAGGAAGUUAUUUCUCAAAAAAAAAUCCUGGAAGAAAAUUUUGCUGAAAAAUCUAAAAAGUUUGGAAAAGUUUUAGAUGAAAGGAACGAACUGGAAGAAAGUAUCGAAGUGUUGGAUUCACAACAUCAGAUGGAAAUGGAAGAAAUAUUGAAUAUUCGAAACGAACUUGUGAAUCAACUUCACUUGAGUAAACAACAAGUUGGGGGGUUAGAGGAGGACAAUUUAAAGUUGGCGGCAAAAGUUGAAAGUUUAAAAAUCGAGAAAAUGAACAUUCUUGGGAUGACGGAGAAGAUUUCUCAACUCGAGCGCGAGAACCAACAUUUUGUUGAAGUGAUGGAGGAGCAAGUGGAGGAGCAUAUGAGGGAAUUGGAUGGUGCUCUUGGGAGGAUGGAGGAGGUGGAGGGAAGGAGGAGGAGGUUGGAGGAGGAGCAGAGGAUUACUAUGGGGAAGGUGGAGGAGUUGAGGGUUGCUCAAGAAGAGUGGGUGAAAAUGGUGGGGAGCAAGGAGGAAGAGGUUGGGAUCCUUGAAGCUGAAGUUGUGUCGCUACGUGAUGCAAAGGUGAAGAUGGAAGAUGAUCUUCGAACCAUGAGGUUGGAGAGGGAUGACCAAGCUAUGCUCGCGGAGGAGAUGGCUGCGAAGAUAAGGAGGUUGGCGAGGGAUGAUGCGAGAGACCA